CGGCAGGCUUUGGGUGUAGCACUUUGUAGUUCUUCCUCUGCUCUGCUUCCCUUUGGUGGAAAACUUCAGGGAUGAACGUUUAGUAGGUGCUGGUUACGGCGACCUUAAUGGAUCUGCGCCUGAUCCCGUCACAUUGGCUCCCGAAAGGCCAUUGGUCUGCAUUAUGCUGUUUCCCAAUUCGCAGAAUCCAGGGCCACGCGGCUUGUUGUGCCUAGACUCUUGGAGCUCAAGGACUGAGCCGCCGAGGCCGGACAGCUUGGGAAAGGGAACCCAAGCAGCAUUUUUCUGUGCUUCUGCUUCAUAACUUAGGGUUGCCAUUGGGAAUUAGGAUUACUUUUCCUUUUUAAAUGAAGACAGAAAAUUGCCUUUAUUUUUGUAUUGCUUCAUUUUAUAAUGCAAACAUUCCAGUGUUGGCAGUUAGAAUAUUUUCCAUUUUAUUAAAAACUGAUUUGUUACCAUUUUGAUGGAGACCUACCGAAAGCUGUUUGUUCUGCCCUUUUGGCCAGGAGGCAGUAAUGAGGACUGCCUACUACUUGUUAGGGACUAGGAGUUCAGAGAAGAGACACGCUUCCAGCCUUCAGAGAUCUCUGGUAUCUCUGCAAUAGUGAUUCUAUGUUUUGCAUUUCAGAAGUGUUUUUCUCCCUUUAAUAAUUACAUACAUUGUCAGUUUAGAAAAAGAAAUCGCUUUUUAACAUUCCUGUUGCAUGCAUGGUCCUUGUAAAAAGACAAAAAGAACUACCUGUUGGUGGAGGGGGAGAGGAAAAACUCCUUUUUUCAUACCCCCAGGGCCUCUAAAGAGAGCAAUCACUACACUUAUGGCUGGGAUUUUGCGCUUAGUUGCUCAGAGGCCCACAGGCAGACUACAGACCGUGGCAAAAGAUGUGGAGUCUCUUAUUUGUACAGAUUGGAUUCGUCACAAAUUCACCAAAUCAAGAAUUCCAGAUAAAGUGUUUCAGGCCUCACCUGAAGAUCAUGAAAAAUAUGGUGGGGAUCCACAGAACCCUCAUAAACUGCAUAUUGUUACCAGAAUAAAAAGUACAAGAAGACGUCCAUAUUGGGAAAAAGAUAUAAUAAAGAUGCUUAAAUUAGAAAAAGCACAUACUCCUCAAGUUCACAAGAAUAUCCCUUCAGUGAAUGCAAAAUUGAAAGUGGUUAAGCAUUUGAUAAGAAUCAAGCCCUUGAAGUUGCCACAAGGACUUCCAACAGAGGAGAACAUGUCUAACACAUGCCUCAAAAGCACUGGGGAAUUAGUAGUGCAAUGGCAUCUGAAACCUGUGGAGCAGAAAGCAGAUGAGGCCUAGUGCCUGACCAGCUUCCAAUUGUAAAAUCCAAAUUGUUUUUAUUUAAAGAUAGUGAGAAAGUGUUUUCAUUAAAAUGUGUUUUAAAAACCA
Molecule: messenger RNA, 1391 nt
Organism: Cebus imitator (Panamanian white-faced capuchin)
Lineage: Eukaryota; Metazoa; Chordata; Mammalia; Primates; Cebidae
Gene: MRPL30
Product: mitochondrial ribosomal protein L30
Exons: 7
Coding region: 705-1301 (198 amino acids)
Biological process (GO): translation
Cellular component (GO): mitochondrion; large ribosomal subunit
Molecular function (GO): structural constituent of ribosome
Source: RefSeq, a predicted model, not a curated record